This is a messenger RNA of Hippocampus zosterae (dwarf seahorse), 4301 nucleotides long. Its product is annotated as kelch-like protein 9. Gene Ontology annotation, molecular function: cullin family protein binding; ubiquitin-protein transferase activity. The record is from RefSeq and is a predicted model, not a curated record. Gene Ontology annotation, cellular component: Cul3-RING ubiquitin ligase complex. The transcript has 11 exons. Gene Ontology annotation, biological process: regulation of cytokinesis; protein ubiquitination. The annotation marks the transcript as partial. Lineage: Eukaryota; Metazoa; Chordata; Actinopteri; Syngnathiformes; Syngnathidae.
CCGCAUCAUUUCUAUCUUGUAGCUCGCAACCUCACAAAAUGCACAUUUCGACGACGGCGGAAUGUGUGGCCUCAAAAGAGAAGUAACACAGGAAGUGAGUUGGGUCUCGUUGAGACCUCGGUAAAAAGUCGCCCAAACGCUCUUGACUCGACACAUGUCACCCUCGCGACUGGGCGGCUGAUAUUUUGUUGCCCGCAGCGCUUUUUCCACAGCGUCAGGCUGGAGGGAGGAGGACUGGCGUCCAGUCUGCUCAGGAGGAUUUCGGCCAGGAAGUCGCACCAGUGUGGUAACAGCCCUCGAGCUCACGACGCCAACGACAUGCGGGUCGGAGACGAGAGCGGACCGGGGAGGCUGAGCCGUCGCUUUUCCCGCUUGAGCGGCAGGCGACAAUCCAGGGCGGUGGGUCAACCCGACAGAUCUCCCGCGCCGCUCCCGGGCCCACCGGCUCGGCAAGGUGACCGGCCUCCUCUACCAGACCCAGCCCCACCUCCAGCACCGGUUGUGCCUCGAGUUCCAUCCCCAGCUCCGGUGAACCUUGCCCCAGCCCGGAAAAGUCCUCCCAAACAUCCAGACAAAGCUACCAAGCCCAAACUGCCUCCUCGACCUCUUUCCAAAGUGUUCAGCAGUACUGAACACGGCUCAGCUGUGCUACAGGGUUUGAAUGCUUUCCGGGCAAGUGACAUCUUGUGCGAUGUGGUGCUGGUUCCCGGAGACAGUCAGGAAACUUUUCCAGUCCAUCGAGUCAUCAUGGCGUCAUGCAGUGACUACUUCAAGGCCAUGUUCACAGGGGGAAUGCGCGAGACGGAUAUGCGCGAGAUCAAGCUGCAUGGUGUCACCAAGUUGGGCCUCAAGAACAUUUUAGACUUCAUCUACACAUCCAAAGUCAGCCUGGACAUGGGCAACCUUCAGGACACCUUGGAGGCCGCCAACUUCCUGCAGGUCAUGCCGGUGCUCAGCUUCUGCAAUCGGCUCCUGAUCAGGGAGAUCACGGUUGAUAAUUGCGUGGAGGUGGAGCGCAUCGCAUCUGAUUUACUCCUGGAGGAUGUACAGAAGAACAUUGCUGACUUUGUGAGCCACAACCUGUCCGCCCUGGUGCAGUGCGGGCGCUACCUGCAGCUCUCGGAGAAAACCAUCGUUGGAGCCCUGGUCAGCAACUCUCUGAAGGGCUUCUCCGAAAUGGAGCUUUACCACAUCGCCAAAGGCUGGCUGGCUCACGACUUGGCCGAGCGCCGCCAUUCCGUCUACGCCCUGAUGCGUCACAUCCGCUUCCCUCUGAUGAGCCCGUCCGACUUGAUCCAGAUCUCCCACCAAGACGACGAGCGGGACGAUGAGAGCGACUCGCUGAUGCGUUCCGACACCUCCUGCGUCAACCUGCUGCUGGAGGCCAGUAACUACCAGAUGAUGCCCUUCAUGCAGCCGGCCCUCCAAAGCGAGCGCACGCGCAUCCGCUCGGACGCCACCCACAUCGUGGCGCUGGGCGGCGUCAUGCGGCAGCAGCUGGUGGUGAGUCGUGAGCUGAGAAUGUACGACGACAAGACGGGUCACUGGAGAGCCCUAAGGCCCAUGGAGGUGCCUUGCUACCAGCACGGCGUGGCCCUGCUCGGCGGCUUUCUCUUCAUCGUCGGAGGUCAGAGUACGUACGACACCAAAGGUAAAACGGCUAUCGAUAGCGCCUACCGCUACGACCCACGCUUCAACGUGUGGCUUCAGAUCGCUUCGCUCAAAGAGAAGAGAACCUUCUUCCACCUGAGCGCUCUGAAGGGCAAACUCUACGCCAUUGGUGGCAGGAAUUCGAUGGGAGAGAUCGACUCGGUGGAGUCCUACAACCUGAAGACAAACGAGUGGACCUUUGUGAGCAGCAUGGCCGAGUCUCACUAUGGGCACGCCGGGACGGUGCAUGGCGACAUGUUGUACAUCUCAGGCGGAAUCACCCACGACACCUUCCAGAAGGAGCUGUGGUGCUACGACCCGGCGGCGGACGCAUGGUCGCGGCGGGCGGACAUGACGGAGCUGCGGGGCCUGCACUGCAUGUGCACGGUGGGGGAUCGCCUCUUCGUCAUGGGCGGCAACCACUUCCGGGGCAGCAGCGACUACGAUGACGUCCUGGGAUGCGAAUACUACAGCCCCGCCGAGGACCAGUGGACGGUGGUGGCGCCCAUGCCGCGGGGCCAAAGCGACGUGGGCGUCACCGUCCUCCAGGGCCGGAUCUACGUCGUGGGCGGCUACUCGUGGAACAGCCGCUGCAUGGUGGACAUCGUGCAGCGGUACGACCCCGAGGGGGACGUGUGGGACCGCGUGUUUGACAUCUUGGAGCCUCUGGGCGGGAUUCGAGCCUGCACCAUGACCGUUCAUCUGCCGGAGGGCUCGGUGGACGAGGCUCAGAUCCAGGAGGGACCCUUGCCCACGGGUGAAAACUGAAAUUUGGUAGGAAUCGGACAAAAUCGGUUUCUUUGAAAGAUCCUGGUAGGAGUCACUUCAACUCAUCAUGAUGACCAAAUUUUAUGUGGCUGAGAGCAAGUGGCUCCGGGGUCGGAAUUUUUUCUCAAACGACCAAAUUUUCACCAGGAGGAACAUGCCUCAAGACGUGCCACUUUGAACCAUACGGGAAGACGUUCUACCAUAUAUCUUUUCAAGCAUGUUUUGAUGAGACUUUUUUUGUGGGUUUGCUCUCAUGAUCAACUGGACUCCCAAAUUAGACUGCUGUACAUUUACAGCAGGAGGAUCAGGCCUGCAAGAUGACCUGAAAAUGGCCACUCUGAACCAAAGGUCUUGUGUUUUCAGGCAUCAUGUCUUCAAGGCUUUUAUGGUUGUCUACUCAUGACAGACAAUCAUGCUAAAUUUUACAUUGCUAAACGAAUUUGGCUCCAGGGGCUCGAUUUUCCAAGAACUACAACACAUUUCCAGCAGGAGGAUCGUGCCUGCAAGAUGACCAUAAAAGGGCCACUGAACCAAAAUGUCAGACGUCCUGCGUCUUCAGGCAUGGUGUCUCAAAACCUACUUUUGUCGGGCUACUCAUGGUAGGCAUGCGUCUCAAAUUUCAUCGUGGUGAAUGAAUUUGACUUCAGGGGCUCGAUUUUCCACGACCUACUGACAUUAUUAACAAGUAGCAACCUUCCUGCGAGAUGACCCUAAAAUGGCCACUUUGAACCAAAUUGGCGGACUUUGGGUCUUUUUAACUCUGGCUUCUUGAGACUUUCUUGUCAGUCUGCUCAUAAAAGACACAUACCAAAUUUGGCAUUGUUAACGCGAGUCUGUCUUUGAGGGCUUAAUCCCCAACAAAUUGAACAGCCAUUACUGAUUUUGGCUGGUCACGCCCCCAAAAACACCAAAGAAACGAAGCAAUGUUCAGUCACCACCAAGAGUCGAGGAGCCUUAGGGAAUGCGAGCACCAUACUAAUUUUCCCUCAGUUUGUAAUCUAUAAUGAACAUCAUUUGUGCAGCAGUGACAAAGCUUUGCACUGUGGCUCAUUUUGACACGGUUAAGUCUGAACAUGAGCUCCGUCAUGAGUUUGGACCACUGCUAUCUUUGUGGUCACAAAACCAGUGUUUGUGUCAAUUCCCAAAAUGGUAUCUUGAUGCUAGCUGUCCCAUUUCCUGAUUUUGUCACAACAUUGUCUUCAUGCUAGGUGGCUACAUGUUAGUAUUACUAACAUCAACAUUGAGAUUUUGCUGUUAUGUUACAUAAUUCCGAUACUCAUACAUGAACAUGCUCAGUGGCUACAGCAUCAUGAACGUGAACAGUGUGAUAUUUUCUGAUUGUGUCAUGUGCCUUGGCGCUAAUUGGCUAUGCGUUAGCAUACCAGGAUGACCAAUGUUCAAUGUUCCUUAAAAAACGGGUAACCAGAACUUCCGUUCCGCAAGCUCCACUAGCGCAGAAUAUCGUGAAUGUCAACAAAGCCUCCUGUUCUAUCCAGGUGGCCAUGUUGUCUUUGUGCGUGUCAAUAAGAUGAAAAUAAGUUCGGUUUUUGGUUGCUUGACAUGUUCCCACCAUUAUGUCUUGAUGCUCGGUGAUUACAUGUCAACAUUAUCGAGCCUCAUUGUCAGAAAACUUGCGAUUUGAGUCACUCAAUGCCUACUUUUACAUUCCCAUUCCGAUACCAUCACACCAACCUGCUCAGUGGCUACAUGAUAGGAAGAUAGGAUUAUGAACAUUAACAUUCGACUAAUAACUGGCCUUGUCGCGCAUUCCCGACCCUUUUUUUCUUCAUGCUAAGUGGCUACAUGUUAGCAUGGCUAGUAUUAUGAUUUUGUCAUUUCUGUCUUUCUAUUUUAGCAAAUAAAACAUGAUGCUUUGAACAUGA